UCUAUCCCUUCCCAAGUCUCUCCGGCCAUGGCUGCGCCACCACUCCUCCUCCUCCUCCUCUGCCUACUCGCAGCCAUCUUCAAUAAUCAAUUCAAUCUCUCGCGCUCUGCCCUGUUCAAGUUCAAGAAUCAAGAUUGUGGAACUGCCCUGUUCACUCCCUCUCCCUCUCCCUCUCCCUCUCCCUCUCUCAACGGAUACACCCACUUUCUGUCCCUUCCCAAGUCUCUCCGGCCAUGGCUGCGCCACCACUCCUCCUCCUCCUCUGCCUACUCGCAGCCAUCUUCAAUAAUCAAUUCAAUCUCUCGCCAUGGUAGGCUGCCCUGUUCAAGUUCAAGAAUCAAGAUUGCGGAACUUCCCUGUUCAAGUUCAAGAAUCAAGAUCGUGGAAGAGGAGAGGAUGAUGGUAAAGCAUAUAGGAGACGAGAGGAUCCGCGCAAAUCAUUCGAACUCCAUUUCAAACCCAAGAUGGUUACGAGAGAAAAUGGCCGGAUGAUCGGACGACCGAUCCCAUAAUAGGGAGUAUCUCCUACUUUUUCUUUUAAUUUACGCUUUCCAUUUAUUUUAUUUUCUUGCAUAUCCCGG
This is a messenger RNA of Andrographis paniculata, 581 nucleotides long. RefSeq lists its product as uncharacterized. NCBI's taxonomy places the organism in Eukaryota, Viridiplantae, Streptophyta, Magnoliopsida, Lamiales, Acanthaceae. The record is from RefSeq and is a predicted model, not a curated record. The coding region runs from base 28 to 492 and encodes 154 amino acids. The transcript is spliced from 3 exons.